AUGGUGUCUCUGUCUUGUUUGGCUGGACCUGACAGGCAGAGCAGCAGCAAGAUGGAUGUUUUAGCUGCUCUGGAUUCCCUCUCCACACUGGAUGCCAUCAUUUCAGACAGCAGGUAUGAAAGUGGCUCCAUCAGCCAUGAUGAAGACAAUGAUGACAGUCAACUUCCCACUGAACACUACCUGGCUUUAGCAGAGAGUCUUGAUAUCACUCAGCUUCAACAGAAGCAGUACAGCCCCAAAACCCAGGAAAAACUCAAUGAGACCUGUGAUUACUGGGAGAGCACAUCAAGACUAACAUGGAGUGGCAAUGGGAGUGAACCUCUGAUUCAGAGAAGAUGGUUCAUUUCCUGCAUUAAAUGCAAAAGCUUGCUGGAGACAUUUUGGAAGUGGUGGCACCUUGUCCUCAAACAGGAAAUAGCAUCAGGACUCAACAAAGAUACAAUUGUCAAGGUGGAAGAUGUUGUUGCACAGGUGACCACAGAAAACAAGCUGACUCUUGUCAGACAGCCAAAGAAGAACAUGAAUGAGUUUAAGAUUCCAGAAAUCAUCUUUGACCCAACUCUGGUUCUCAGCCCCCAUAUCUGUCUGCUGACUAUGCUCUUUCACAUUGGAGGAUUCAAGUCAAUUUCAACAACUGGACCAGUGUUGGAUUCUGCAGAGAAACUCUACAGCACCAAAGUGCUGGAUGGCAAGGGACAGCAGCCACUGCUACUGAAGGAUGAAUUACUGGAUAAGUUUGUGUUUUGCCAGACAGAGCUAACAUCCACUGGAUUUAAAAUUUGCCUGGAUAAGAGGAUGACUCCAUCCAUGGUGAGUUCCUGGAUGCGCCAGGCCGGUGAGAUCAUGGGCUUUGAGGAGGUCGCCCACCCGUACAACCUCCGCUAUGCUGGAGCUAAGGCAUUUAACAACAGCGAGGAAGUAUCAGAGGCUCUUCAGAACAUCAUGCUCCAACACGCGGAUAUUCGCACCUUCGUCAAGCAUUAUCAGGUGGACGUCGACAUUGACGCGCAGGGAAUAGUCCGGAAAACAGGCUCCCAAACAGAAUUGGUGCGAUUUGCCUGCUCAAUGAGUGCAUCAAUCGACCCCAACCGACCGUUUAAGCUCUCUCCAGAAGAAUCAAGGUCCCUCAAAUACCUUCCAGUUGUCCUUGGCCGGCAGGAUACUGUUCAGAAGCGCAAGCGGGAAUUGGAUGACUGUGAAGCUGAGUUAGAACGUGCCAACAAGGUGUGCAAGACUGCUUUAGGGCAUCUUGACGACAGAGUACUCGCUGAGUCCAACCCCGAGGUGCUGGAGAGACUGGAGGUUUUCCGUGAUCGGACAGCAGAAGCAAAGUCGGUGUACAACAGCGCUGUCCGUGAGCUGCGUAAUGAGAAGCAGCGGCAGCGGAACCGACGGAUCCGUGAGAACCUUGAGCGCUAUAAGAAUGAGCAACCUGUGAUUGACCUUGAACGACAACUGGCCGGGAAGCUGGUGGAUACCAAAGUCAUGGACACUUUCGAGCACGAGGCCUUCAUGCCUCUGGAGCACUUGAUGUUUGUUGACUGCAUGCUGACCUUGCCGGGUGCUAGUCUUGAAGCGGAAUAUCAGCGGAGGAUCAACACAAUCAACGCAGGGGUCGCAUUCUGUGGCGUGGAGGAAGGGCGGCCCUCGCGCCGGCCCGCGGUCGAUGAUGACCCUUAUCCUCCAACCAAGCGGCAGAGGUGCUUGGUAAAGGAUAACACCGAGGUCCUCUUGCACCAAGCAAUGGAGUCUGUGCAGGCCAAGUCCACAGCUGAACAGCCUCAGGCUUGCUUUCAGCCUUGUGUUUGCUUUCUCUGCGUUGGGAAUCCUAGUUGCUCGCUGGAGUGCCGCAUUAAAAAAUACGCAACACCCGGAUCACUUACAAGGCAUUUUCUACGAAGGCAUAUCAACCCUUCAUGGCCGGCCGCUGGGGUUGAGUGCAAUGUUUGUGAGGGGAAGGUGCUCCCGGCCAAAUCUGCUCUUCUCAACCAUGCAGAGGAGGCCCAUGGAACUGUUGUGCGGGGUCGCGCUCGGGAGAAACUGGCAUUAGAAUAUCAACAGAGCCUAGAGAACUAG
This is a messenger RNA of Paracoccidioides brasiliensis Pb18, 2076 nucleotides long. RefSeq lists its product as uncharacterized. Bases 1 to 2076 code for a protein of 691 amino acids. The transcript is spliced from 6 exons. The record is from RefSeq and is a predicted model, not a curated record.